Molecule: messenger RNA, 1570 nt
Organism: Capsaspora owczarzaki ATCC 30864
Lineage: Eukaryota; Filasterea; Ministeriida; Capsasporidae
Product: OTU domain-containing protein 3
Exons: 4
Coding region: 123-1532 (469 amino acids)
Biological process (GO): protein deubiquitination
Molecular function (GO): cysteine-type deubiquitinase activity
Source: RefSeq, a predicted model, not a curated record
GAAAAUCUGAGAGCAAGUCUUUUGUUUCAUUUUCAAUUUUGUCAGCAAAUCGCUGAUUCCACGUCACGACACACACACCCGCCAUUCGGUCUCUUUUCACUUGCUGAACUGCAUCAGUAUUCAUGGGCAAGAAGCAGCAGCAGCAGCAGCAGACGCACGGUGCCAAGAAGAAAGGCGGUCGCCACGACGCUGCUGCCGCUGCAGAGCCAUCAAGCUCAGGCUCAGGCUCCAGCAGCAGCAGCAGCAGCUCCAAGACGCAAGACCGCGCACUGCGCAAUCAGCUCAGGAAGGACAGGCCGCCUCACGUUGUGAAUGCAGAAUUCACAGAGCAGUUGAAACUGUUGGGAAUGCGGCUCAAGGACGUGCCAGGAGAUGGCAACUGUCUUUUCCGAUCCUUCGCCGACCAGAUGGCUGGCGACGAGAGCCACCAUGUCAUGAUGCGCCAAGAAGUUGUGGCGUACAUGAAGGCACAUCGAGAGGACUUUGAGCCGUUCAUGGAAGACGAUGUCAAGUUUGAUCACUACAUUGUAGAGCUCGCCAAACUCGGCACAUUCGCCGGCAACGACACGAUCGUAGCGUUCGCGCGGCUCAAUCGGAUCAACAUUGCCAUCCACCAGCUGAACUCGCCUCGGUUUGAAGUCGUCACCAACGAAGACCCCUCCGCACGUUGGAUCAACCUUGCCUAUCACAACCACGAGCAUUACUCGUCAGUCCGAGGCAUCAACGAAACCAACGUCGGGCCCUCCACCGCUGUCGCGAUUAUCAAUUUCCAAGCGGUCCAAACGGCUGAAGCAGCAGCAGAAGCCGCAAGUCAGGCAGCGGCGGCCAAGGACAAGCAACGUGGUGGGCUGGGCAUUGUCAUGAGCGCGAUUGAGCGCGAGAUCUACCAGGCCACAGAAUGCGAUGAUGUCGAACUGAUUCGCUCGCUGCUCGAGGUCCAUCGAAACAACACCAACGUGGUGGUGGAUAAAAUCUGGGCCAUGAAGCAUGAUCAACAGGAGGAAGAAGAUGCCCUCAAUGCUGCCCUCGCUGCAAGCAGUAUCUCCGAGCCGGCUGGCGCAUCCAGUUCGACUUUUCUUCCCAAAUCCGAGGUGAUUGCGGCAGACAGAGCCAGCCCCGCUGGCCCCAUUCCAACUGGCGAUUCGGACGCUGAUGCCGAGGAUGCGGAGAGCGUUGCAAACGCAGUCGCGCUGAUUCAGGCAUACGAGGAAGAAGCCGAAUCGGCACAAGCCUUUGCUUCAGCGACUUCCUCCUCCUCCUCCUCCUCCUCCUCGUCCGCGGCUUCUGCCUCUCCUUCCUCUUCUUCUUCGUCUUCUUCUUCUUCUUCCUCUGCAUCGGCUACCGCCGUUGCUUCAUCCAGUCAUCGAAAUUCCAAGCCGAGCGCCAAGCAAAGAAAAGCCGAAGCCAAGCGCGACCGUAAGAAGCGAGGCGAGCUGGAAAAGCAGAAAGAGCACCAAGGCCAGACAGCGACAGCAACCGCCGCUUCGUCUAGCCUACCAGUUGCUCGUGGCCUCACCUCGCUCAAAAUAUGAAGCAAUGUCGAUCUGGUUGCAAAUAAAAUCUAUUAACA